GUGCAUAUCUAUGUGUGUAUAUAUAUAUAUAUAAAUGAAAACUAUAUGCGACAUAUAACUAGAGCUAGCUUUCCACUCUGUCGUCAUGGAUACAAUUAAGAAAACAGAAGUUUAACCAAGCCUACUAGAGAAACGAGCACACCUGAGUAUUUAUCAUUUUCAAGGUGUUUUAUUUUCCUUAGACAUUUAAACGAGUUUUAUUAAUGGAAGAGAAUGAUAGGGAAUCAGCGUUACGCGUAUCAAUGGAGGAAGAAGAAAAUCGUAAAACAGAUCCUAAAGAGACACGCGAGAGAUCAAUUAUCAUCGUUGGUAGUAAAAAUGUUGGGAAAACAACGAUGAUUAAUCGAUUUCUCGAAAAAGAUGAAAAACCGAAGCCAACUAUCGCCAUGGAAUAUUCGUUCGGACGAAAAGCUGGCAAAAGUUUAGUAAAAAACAUAGUCCACGUAUGGGAAAUCGGUUACGUAGCUUCUUCUUUAAUAUCCACUGCUAUGAGUGGAUCAGGCUUAACCCAUUCACCCCAUCACACGACGCUCUUGAUGAUGCUGGAUUUAUCGAAACCGGAAAUAUUAUGGAUCACGUUCGAAGAAAUUUUAUCUGCGGUACGAAGCGCUUUGAAAAUUUCUUACAAUUCUAAAUUCAUUAACGAUAUGAUCGAGAUUAAAACAAAUGAGAGAAAAAACGUUGAAAAAAUGAUCGAUCUUUUACCCCUGAAAACGUUUAUCAUUGGUGGAAAAUACGACGAAUUUCAGGAUUUCGAUUCGGAUAAAAAAGAAAUAAUGGGAAGAACUUUAAGAGCAAUUGCACACAGUUUAGGUGCAGGACUUUAUUAUUAUUCCUCUAAAGAUAAAAUACUUUUACGAAAAACGAAAGAUCUUUUAUCCCAUAUAGGAUUUGGUGCUGUUCUAUCAGAAGGAAAAUUUACGAGUUACGACAAACCAUUGAUCAUAUCACCCGGAGCAGAUUCGUUUUCGUCGAUCGAUUUGCAAUUACCUUAUUCGAAACCAUCCAUGAUUUUCGACACCAUUAAACAGACUUUCGUAGUUCGUGUACCGCAAAUAACGAGAAACGAAGAAUCCACUUUAGAAGACCCAAGUAACGAUCCUAACUUUAACGAGCCCAUUAUCGACAAACUCAAAGUUCAAAGGGAAGAGGAAAUCAACGUACUUCUCGACGAUAUGUUGAACGAUCGAACACAAAAGAUUCCAAUUCCUGAUCCUGUUUAAAUAGUUAUAUAUUAACUUAUCAAGAAGAUGA
Molecule: messenger RNA, 1254 nt
Organism: Polistes canadensis
Lineage: Eukaryota; Metazoa; Arthropoda; Insecta; Hymenoptera; Vespidae
Product: cytoplasmic dynein 2 light intermediate chain 1
Exons: 7
Coding region: 204-1223 (339 amino acids)
Biological process (GO): intraciliary transport involved in cilium assembly; intraciliary retrograde transport
Cellular component (GO): ciliary basal body; cytoplasmic dynein complex; axoneme
Molecular function (GO): dynein heavy chain binding
Source: RefSeq, a predicted model, not a curated record